AUGGCUUACUAUCCAGACCCCCUGUUCCUGGAACCGGGGUCACAGCAAUUCCAGGAUGAGACAUACUUCACCAACUUUCAAUCAGACAGUGAGGAACAUGAUCUGGUCGCAAAGAACCUCCAAGCAUGGCCGAUGCCUAUGGAGACUCAGCCCAUGCAGCCCAAAGCCUACGCCAUGCAGUCGUAUUCAAAUGUGCCAUAUCUCAGCCCGUGCCUCGAACCAUUUGACCCGGCCGCCGUGCACACCGUCGGCCCCGCCCAGCUGCAAUUAAACAGUGGCGGUGACUUUUCCAUGGAUUACCAGCAGACUUGCCAGCUACCCGAAGAAGAGUUUGCCGCCUCGAGUGUCAAGGAAGAGUGCAGCAGCGACGUGUCGCCCUUGUCGUCACCCAGCCUGGUAGACUCCAAGACAUGCAGCGCCAAAAAGCCACCUACGCGCGGUCGCGCCGCGCCAGCGCCUUCAGCGUCUCCCUCGCCGAAGAAAGGGAGACCUCGGAAGAAGCGCAACCCGUCCAGCUCGUCCAGUGAGGAUGAGUCGGCCAUUCUCAAGGCCAAGUUUGCCCAUUCCGUCAUCGAGCGGCGCUACCGUGACAAUCUCAAUGGCAAGAUGAUGCAGCUCCACCGCGUGCUCCUGGCCGCUGAGACUAGCCCAACGUCUCCCGCCGCGCACUUUAACGCCUCCCUCACCGCUGCGACGCCCUCGGGCAGGGUGCGCAAGUCCGACAUCAUGUCGCGGGCGAUCAACUACAUCCACCAGUCCGAGGUCGAGAUCCGGCAUUUGGAUGACGAGAUCAAGCGCCUGCAGGACCAGGUCGGCAUUUUUCAGAAGCUCGUCAAUUGCGACGACAUGUCGCGGCUCAAGGACCUGGUGCGGCUCGGCGGCCAACAGCCAUGA
Fonsecaea nubica is the source of this 894-nucleotide messenger RNA. RefSeq lists its product as hypothetical. The transcript has a single exon. Gene Ontology annotation, molecular function: protein dimerization activity. The record is from RefSeq and is a predicted model, not a curated record. Lineage: Eukaryota; Fungi; Ascomycota; Eurotiomycetes; Chaetothyriales; Herpotrichiellaceae. Bases 1 to 894 code for a protein of 297 amino acids.